CUUGUUGAAAAAACUUUGGUCCCUUUUAAGAUAAGGUGUCAUGAUGUUGUUUAAAACCCUAAUCUUUAAUCAUCUCUAAAAAUAGUUCAAAAUUGAAAUAGUAAGCAUUGUUUGCAUCUCCCCCAUUCUUUAAUUAGUUCCCUUGUUCUUUUGGUUAUUUGGACUCUGAAGAUUCCUUGUGUAGGCUUUGCUCAGAGGACCAAAGAUUCAGCACACUGUUCAUAUGGCUUGGAGGAACAAGAUGCCCAAUUUCAGCAAUGUGUUCCAGGGUACAGCAAUGGAGGUGGAGCCAGGAUGCCCACACACAAUUAAGUCCCAUGGCUCAACACUUGCAUGGGAUCACAAACUAGACUGGCUCAUUCUUCUCUUCCUCCUGCUCUUGGAGGUCAUCCUCUACAUAAUAGGUCCAUUCUAUCGUUUUGUAGGUGCCGACAUGAUGUCGGAUCUCAAAUACCCCAUGAAAGAGAGCACUGUCCCUGUUUGGGCAGUUCCUAUCUUUGCAGUUCUUUUGCCUAUUGUGAUCUUCAUUUUCUUCUAUCUUCGAAGGAAGGAUGUCUAUGAUCUACACCACAGUAUACUAGGACUUUUAUUUGCUAUACUAAUAACUGCCGUCAUGACGGAUGCAAUAAAAAAUGCAGUUGGCCGCCCUCGACCUGACUUUUUCUGGCGUUGCUUUCCAGAUGGACGGGAUCUUUAUGAUCGUUGGGGCAAUGUGGUAUGCCAUGGUAAAGAAAGUGACAUAAAAGAAGGGCACAAGAGUUUUCCAAGUGGUCACACUUCAUGGUCAUUUGCUGGCCUAGGUUUCCUGUCGAUGUAUUUAGCAGGGAAAUUUAAAGCUUUUGAUCGUAGAGGACAUGUGGCGAAGCUAUGCAUCAUCUUUCUUCCUCUUCUUGUAGCAUCUCUUGUUGGCGUUUCUCGUGUGGAUGACUACUGGCAUCAUUGGCAAGAUGUGUUUGCUGGGGCCCUCUUAGGUCUUGUAGUGGCCGCAUUCUGCUAUCUGCAAUUUUUCCCGCCCCCAUAUGACUCUCAAGGUUGUACACCUUAUGCCUUCUCCCGAGCUGUGGAAGAGUUUAGAAGUAAUUCACGAACACGGUCAUCUGCAAAUGGACAAAAUACAUCGCAGUGCUUAGCAUUGCGAGUUGCAAACCAGCCAACCAUUGAUCCACUUCAUAUUUUGGAGUGCGGCAACAGGAUACAGAGAAACAACAUUUGACUCGGUCAAACUUUCCACGCAGAUGGAUGGACUUGCUUCUUGUAAAUAUUUAGUUAGGUAAGAAUUAUCACUCUUAGUUGCAACAUUCCGUAACCAUUUCCAUUAGUUGAACCAUAACUAAACUUCCCUCAUUUUCUCUAUUAUCACCUUUUCAUUGUUUAGCUCCUAUAAUCAUAUAGUGAGUGUCUGAGGAUGCAUUGAUGCCGGAUGGCCUUGCUAUUUGCUGCUUCAAUUGUACGUAUAUUAUAUGGAUCAGUUUAGAAAUUUAAAAGUGACUUCCUAAAUCAAUGAUCUAGUCAAAAAGUACACCAAAGUAUUGUGGAUUUGUG
Cuscuta europaea is the source of this 1542-nucleotide messenger RNA. The record is from the annotation of a GenBank genome assembly. NCBI's taxonomy places the organism in Eukaryota, Viridiplantae, Streptophyta, Magnoliopsida, Solanales, Convolvulaceae.